GAGGAGGAAGAGGAGGAGAUGGAGACGCGCAGCUCCUCCCCCGGGCUUUCGGAUCGGAUGGAUUUACUCACUGAAUGUCUUCGGUGAAUCAUAAUCCUCCAAACACAACAUGAAAACACGUUAUAUUGACAUAAUUCAUAUAAACCGUCGCUGGUCAUCGUGUCAGGCAGACUGAAUUUGAAACACCGCGCACUGACGGAACUUAGCUUGUACUUUAAUUCCAAUAAUAUCAUAUACCUUGAUUAGUUGAGAGUGCUGAAUGUCUGUUUAACAUCUAAAGAAAGAAAAAGACCAACUACAACACAAGUUUAAGAGGAAAACACUGGAGAAAAAGAACUCAAGUACCUGCGCUGAUCACCUUGCCGACGAGAAGGUCUGCGGUGUGUGAGUGGGAUGUCUGCAGAUCAGCUGUGGCCUGACUAUGGUGAAACACCAACCGUUACAGGUGUAUGAGAGACAGCUGUGUUUGUCCUGUUUGACCGGGAUCUACGGCUGCCGCUGGAAACGGUACCAACGCUCCCAUGACGACAGCUCCAAGUGGGAAUGUUCAUGGUUCUUCCUCGUCUGCUGUUCGUUUCUCCUUCUCCUCGUCUGGUCCUACUUCUGGUUGGAGGCUCGUAAUGACUACAACGAGUUCAACUGGUUGUUAUAUAAUCGUUCGGCCGUUUGGAAGGAUGGCACAGUCCCCAUUCUCGCCACAACACUCACAGGAUUCACUUACACUGCAUUUUUAAUGAUUCUUGCACUUUGUCACAUUGCACUGGGACAGCAGCUUAAUUUGUACUGGAUCCAUAAGAUUGUAGUUCUGGCCAUUCUGCUCUCCACCAUAACAGGAGUGGUGUCCAUUGAUGAUUUCUGGCAGGACGAAUGGGACAUUGUCAUCAUUUCUCUGCAGUUCACAGGGCCGUUCCUACACAUCGGAGCUUUAGCUGCGGUCACAGCAUUAGGGUGGGUCAUCACCAAUCAGGUGGUGCGCAUGGAAAGAUCAAGGCUUCAAGUUGUGAUGCUGGUGAUUUAUGUGAGCAUCCUCCUGGUUCUGUAUCUGGUUCCCCUCUUCAUCUCUUCUCCCUGCAUCAUGGACCGGUCCAAGCUCGGUCCUCGUCCUGCUGUCAUUGGCCGUCGUGGAGCUCCAAUGCUCGCUCCAGAACACACCAUUAUGUCCUUCAGUAAAGCACUGCAACAGAAGGUCACUGCCCUGGAAGCAGAUGUUACCAUCAGUCUGGAUGGAGUGCCCUUUUUGAUGAGGGACCGCACAUUACGCAGGACCACCAAUGUGGACAAACUGUUUCCAGCCCGUCAGGACCACGACGCCUCGUUCUUUAACUGGACAGAGAUUCGCAGUCUCAAUGCUGGAUUUUGGUUCCUGAGGGAUGACCCGUACUGGACUGUGCAGUACAUGUCUGAAAAGGAUCGCAACCGCACGGCCAAUCAGACGGUGUGUAGCCUCGCGGAGCUGCUGCGUCUGGCUGCUAGAACAAACCGCUCCGUGAUCUUCAGCCUGCGGGGACCUCCACCUCAACACCCCCGCCAUCAUGAAAAUGUGAUGUGGACUCCUGACUGGUACAGGAAGAAGGUGCGUGCAGCGGUUCCUCUCCUUCAGCAGACGUCAGAUGAGAAACUUCCUGUGGCUGAGCUGAAAGAAAGAGGGAUCAGUACUCUGACCCUGCACUACAGCCAGGCCAGAGCUCAGGAUAUCAGGCAGUUUUCUGGCAGUAAUGUGAGUGUGAACGUGUAUCCGGUGAACGAGCCGUGGCUGUAUUCGCUCAUGUGGUGCAGCGGGGUUCAGUCCGUCUCUUCUGAUGCUCCACACAUCCUGAAGAAAGUGCCUAAUCCUAUCUGGAUCAUGAGUGCAGAUGAAUAUGGCCUGAUAUGGAUCACUUCAGAUUUAAUCUCUGUGGCGAUUGUCAUUGGCAUCUUCAUAUUUCAGAACUAUCACCUGAUCAGGUGGAAGAUGAGUGGCAUGCGCAGCUACAACCCGGAGCAGAUCAUGCUAAGUGCUGUAGUACGUCGGCCAAGUCGUGACAUCAACCUCAUGAAGGAGAAACUGAUCUUCUCAGAGAUCAGCAACGGUGUGGGGAGCACAGAUGAGCUGUCCGUGUACACAGGAAACGGUCUGGACGCUUAUGCACGCGAUGACAUCAUGAUGCCCGCACGUCAUGCAAACAAACUUUAGUGACGACUUGAAUCCAUUUUAUGGAUCGAACAUAUCGAGCUCAAAAUCAUUCAUUUAGACUGAGUUGCUUAAUAAUCUCCAGUGGAUUAUUUUGAAUGGUUUUUGUUGGUUCACGGACUCUCUGGGACUGUAUGCCACUGAUUCAGUGUUCUGCUUUGAUGCCUUACGUACUGAUGUAUUUUUUCUGCAUCGAACCGUAUUUAAAAUGGAGCUGGCUUAUUGUACACUGUAAAGUUUAGAGUCCAAUCUGAUGAGAGCAGGUAAUAAAAGUGUCCUAUUAUUAAUGUUUGUGAAGAACAGACAGAAGAUUAAUGGAUUUAAUGUUAAAAGCAUGCAGAAAUCAAAGGUUCAGAGAUGGUUUUUGAACCUCAAACUAGCCCAUGUAAAGCUUGACUGUAGGGUGAUAUGAUUAUUUAUUUUUUAUUUAUUUUAUUUUUGUAACGUGAUUUGCUUGCUGGUGAUUCGUAUCUCAUUGCACUAGCUUAAGAUCAGUUUUC
Molecule: messenger RNA, 2670 nt
Organism: Sinocyclocheilus rhinocerous
Lineage: Eukaryota; Metazoa; Chordata; Actinopteri; Cypriniformes; Cyprinidae
Product: glycerophosphodiester phosphodiesterase domain-containing protein 5-like
Exons: 18
Coding region: 422-2173 (583 amino acids)
Biological process (GO): positive regulation of neuron differentiation; lipid metabolic process
Cellular component (GO): plasma membrane
Molecular function (GO): glycerophosphodiester phosphodiesterase activity
Source: RefSeq, a predicted model, not a curated record